Molecule: messenger RNA, 1722 nt
Organism: Sclerotinia sclerotiorum 1980 UF-70
Lineage: Eukaryota; Fungi; Ascomycota; Leotiomycetes; Helotiales; Sclerotiniaceae
Exons: 1
Coding region: 1-1722 (573 amino acids)
Cellular component (GO): nucleus
Molecular function (GO): DNA binding
Source: RefSeq, a predicted model, not a curated record
AUGCAUACCGAAUCACCUCUUACGCCUUCUCAAAUUGAAGAGAAGAUACAGAAUGCUAUUAUUGCACUUCAAUUGAAGGACUUUAAAUCAAUUAGAAAGGCUGCGGAGUAUUUUGAAGUUCCUAAGUCAACUCUCAUAGCUAGGGUCGCUGGAAGGAAAUCACAUACUCAAUCCCACGAAAUGACUCAAAUUCUUUCAAACGCAGAAGAAAAUACUCUUGUACGAUGGAUUUCACGACUUACCAUCACUGGAUUCCCUGCUACACCUAUGUUGGUGAAGGAAAUGGCCGACGAAAUUCGUCUUCGACGCGUUCAGGUCGCGUCAUCUCGAAUUCCUACCUCGACAGAAAUUCCACCUAUAGGCCACGAAUGGAUCUAUAGAUUCCAAAAACGACAUCCAGAACUUAAAACAUGCUAUUCACGUCAAUUAGAGUCUAAUCGGGCUAAAGUGGCAACUCCGGAGAAUAUUCAGGCUUGGUUUGAUGCGUUUCGUAUGCGUCUCAUUGAACGAAAGUAUGAAUUAGAUGAUAUGUAUAAUAUGGACGAAACCGGAUUUGGAGUUGGAAGUACUCAAAGUACGCGUAUUAUAGUCGAUUCUACUCAGAAAUCGAAUUGGAAAGUUACAGCUGGCAAGCAAGAAUGGAUAACUGCAUUUGAAUGUGUCAAUGCAGCUGGAAAGGCUCUAUCACCUAUGAUCAUUUUCAAGGCUCAGAAUACGAAUUCUGCAUGGAUUCCAAAGGACACGCCUCAAAGCUGGCAGUUUUCUACGAGUACGAAUGGAUGGACCUCAAAUAGUCAUGGAUUAGAAUGGCUAAAAAGGGUUUUCGAACCAGAAUCCAAGAAAGUGUCAGGUGACCGACCUCGACUUUUGAUCAUGGAUGGCCAUUCAAGUCAUAUUACAGGCAGCUUUAUUGCUUUCUGUAUAGAGAAGGAAAUCGAUUUACUUAUAUUACCUCCUCAUUGCUCCCACUUGCUUCAACCACUUGAUAUUGCGGUGUAUGGGCCAAUGAAACGAUAUCAUGCUUUAGAGGUCGAUCGAUAUUCUCGAGCUGGUGUAAAGCGAAUUCAAAGAGCUGAAUGGGUAGAACUCUUUCAAAAUAUUAGAAAAAAAGCACUGAAUUCUUCUAAUAUUAAAGCUGGUUGGAGAGGAGCUGGUUUAGUACCUUUUGCCCCACGAAAAGUACUCGAUAUAUUACCAUUUAACUCCUCCCAACAACCUUCUACUCCACAAAUGAGAAUGUCCAAUCAAGAUCUAGACUUAUCUAUACUCAGGAGCUCUCCUCCAGAUGGGACAGAGCUAAGGCAAGCAAAUCAAACCUUUAAUAAAGCUCUAGCAGAUAAUGAUUCUCUUGCAUCACCAACUCGUCGAUAUGCCAAGAGAAUGACUAGGCUUGUAGAAUCUCAAAAUGCUGAGAUAGCCCUACUUCGGAAACAGCUCGCUGAUGCUCAGGAAGUAAUUGAGACUCGAAAGAAGAGAACUAAAGGCAAAAGAGUCAAAUUACAAGGUCAAUUUGUCUUUAGUAGUGAGGAAGUACUGAAAAUGGUACGUGAGGCGGAGGAAAAACCGAAGGAGAAAAAGCCACGAGGGCGACCACGUAAACGUCCAAUUGAAGAAUUAGAAGAGGAGACUGAAGAAGAAGAGCCAGAGAGUAGUUCAAGUGAUUUAGAGUUGGAAUUGGAUGAAUGUGUAGCUCGUAGAACAAGAUCACAUAGAGAGAAUUGA